This is a messenger RNA of Guillardia theta CCMP2712, 468 nucleotides long. RefSeq lists its product as hypothetical. The transcript has 2 exons. The coding region runs from base 1 to 468 and encodes 155 amino acids. The record is from RefSeq and is a predicted model, not a curated record. NCBI's taxonomy places the organism in Eukaryota, Cryptophyceae, Pyrenomonadales, Geminigeraceae.
AUGGGACUCGAUAUCACUCCAUCGGACUAUCAACAAAUUCAAAGCCCCAACACAACCCUCAACCCAUUCAACCCGACACACAUCGAUACUCCAACCGCAUACGACGGAUUCCUCGCAGAGAAGCUCAACCUUGUCGUCCCAGCAAAGGCCGUAUUGGACUAUAUCAUCAUUGGACAACUCCACAUUCAGACCUUCACAGCUCUCGCAGGAAUCUUCCUCGCAUUCCUUAGUGAUUUGCCAUCACAGAACAUCUACAACGCCGACAAACGCACCUUUACCUCAUCAUGGGCCGAAGUAUACAACUUCCAGCAAAUCUACAGAUCCCACCUCACAACAACUCUCUACAUCAUCAUCAAGACCUUCCUCAUCGAUCCGCAGAAUACCACAGAUAUCGACUUUGACUUCCCAUAUAAGCGUCACUUCCGAGUUCAAUUCCGAUUCCGAUACAGGUCUCGAUGUCGACUCUGA